CAAAAUUUGCGGGUCAUUGUUUAAAAUACAGAGCUGCUGAAGACCAACUCAAGUCAUAUUUGGAGCAACAUUGUACUUAGUGUCUAAAAAUCGUUGUCUCCCAAUGGGUGGGCAGGUAACCCAUACCACCUUACAAGGAACCCUUCACUGCCACUCCCUGAAGGAGAGCAUGUAUCCACAAGAUGCCCAAACCUCCUUGCCACUAUGUUUCCAUGCCAACACCAAAGGUUCUCAGAUCGUCAUAGACAAGACACAACGCAACGUACGCCGAAUCGGCAGCUUCUGUAAUGCCAUCACGUUCACCAACCGACCGCUCCGAAUCUAUGAACAGGUUCGGCUGAAGAUCACAAAAAGACAGGGUUGUUGGAGUGGCGCCCUGCGAGUGGGUUUCACUACAGUGAAUCCAUCUCAUCUAAUGUCAUCGUGGCUUCCAUGUUUUGCCUGCCCUGAUCUUGUUGGCCAGAGAGGGUUUUGGGCCCGUGCAUUGCCUGAGGAACAUUGUGAAGAAGGAACCGUUCUGUCCUUCUGGUUGGACAACACUGGGCGAGUGUUCUACCGGGUAAACGAAGGUGAACCGAUCUUCUUCUUCAGCGGAGUACUAGCGGGAGAACCAGCAUGGGCCAUCAUUGACAUUUAUGGGUUGACACGUGGAGUGCAACUAUUUGACAGCAAGAUGGUCCCGGCUGAAUAUCUCCGUCCUGAAGGGAUGCAUGACUGGCGCCUGUCAAUCGACUGCUCCAAGCUUGAUCAUCCGGACCAUCUGCCAUCACUCUCAACGUCUCCAAACACCCUCAACUCAGUGCUGUCACGUCAGCUUCACGAUGACUUGCACUUCCAUGCCGUCCAUGGCAACGGUCUGCGGCUGCUAACCGAACACAUAGCUGUGCCUUACUACAGCAGACGUGACGAUUGCGCUCUUGCAUUCUCACACCGACCUUUGCGCUGUGGAGAAUGUGUGUUCUUAAAGGUCUCACUGAAGUCUCCAAAAGUGACACCUAUCAUGAAGACAUUUUUGACUUACGGAUUUACUUCUUGUAACCCUGCCCACAUUAAUCCGAAGAACCUGCCGGCCAAUCCUGAUGACCUGCUGGACCGCAAGGAAUUCUGGGCUUUUAGCUGCCUGGCUUCACCACUUGAGGGCGGGGAUAUCUUUGGUUUCCGAGCAACGGCAGACGGGGAGGUGCUCGUGAGUCACAAUGGUGGAAGAGCCUGUCGAGAGAUCUCUGUGGAUAAUUCCACUCCUCUUUGGAUGAUCUUCGAGUUACAACCACAUAUUAAGCAAAUCAGUAUACUGGGCACUUCUGUUAGUUAUUCUCAAUCCUUUUCACAAAUUCAUCAGUCCAGUUUAAGUACUACUAGUCACCCCACAGCCAAUCAGAUCCACAAUACAGCAGUCAGGGGAUUGAUUGACAGCUCUCAGCCCCACCCACACAGCCUUAAUAGUUUGACAGCAGGGACAAUAUCCAGCUCACCAUCCUCAGAAUCUCCCAAUAUCCUGCCAUGCUGUGCAGUUACUGGUGAUGAAUGUUUAAUUUGCUGUGAGAGUACUGUGGACUCGGUGCUGUACACGUGUGGACACAUGUGCGUAUGUUCUGUGUGUGGAGGGAAACUAAGGGAGAUGUCAAAUCCCUCUUGCCCACUGUGUCGCAGCCCAAUCAGAGACAUCAUCAAAAUAUAUCACAGCAUGUAAACUGGUAACCAACGUAUAUGCAGAUAGUACCAGAAUAUUUGGAUGGUUCAUGAAUGAGUCUCUUUACAUUUCUAUUUCUGAGGUCGUAGUCCAUUUUGAUUUCCCACAAUUCUCUGCUGUCAUGUAUUGACUGAUUUAAUCCCAGAGCCAGUAAGAAAAAGGUUCUUGGACUAACCUCUAUGAUAAUGUUUGCAUAAGGUUCAGAUCGAUCAAAAUGAUGAUCAAAAACUGCUAAAUUAAUUUAUUUGUGAAUUUUUGACAAAAAAGUGGUUAGCAGAUUUUAAAACUGUUCUAGAUUAAUUUCGUGUGAAUUUCAUACAAAAAAGGUUCAUACAAUAAAAUGAACAUUUAUGUCUCUGUAAACGAGAUAUUUUUACAAGUUAACUUUAAACUGCACCUUAAAUUAUUUAUUUUCUAGUUUCUCUAAGUUCUAAAUCAACAAACUGUGUUGAAUGGGUUUGUUGCUAAAUGUUUAUUUUUUUAUAACAUUUACAUUUACAAAAUAAGAAAAUGACAGUAUAUGAUAUUCACAACAUUCAUAGUGUCAGUACCUGGUAAUUGUGAAACAACGUUACAAUUGUGACAACUGCAACAAAUCCUGUAAUUAUAUACCUGUAAAAAAAUAGGUAUAUAUAUUAUGGGUGUAAAAAAAUAUUUUACGUUUUAUUGCUGUGUGAUUUUGUUUUAUAUGGAUCAUUUGUACUGUAAAUAUGCAGCUUUAAAUUUAGUAUAUCCUCUGAACCUGAAAUAAUAAGGUUGCACUGAUUUUCUAUCAAUGUUUAUUUGCUGUUUACAUGUGAUUGUCAACUAACUGCUUUAGAUCCGUAUAAUUGUAAUAGAUAAUGUUGCUAAAUAAAUAUGUCCUAUAUAGUG
Triplophysa dalaica is the source of this 2563-nucleotide messenger RNA. RefSeq names its product neuralized E3 ubiquitin protein ligase 1Ab (gene neurl1ab). Gene Ontology annotation, biological process: negative regulation of Notch signaling pathway; nervous system development. The transcript is spliced from 6 exons. Gene Ontology annotation, cellular component: postsynaptic density; plasma membrane. Gene Ontology annotation, molecular function: ubiquitin protein ligase activity. The record is from RefSeq and is a predicted model, not a curated record. NCBI's taxonomy places the organism in Eukaryota, Metazoa, Chordata, Actinopteri, Cypriniformes, Nemacheilidae. Bases 104 to 1690 code for a protein of 528 amino acids.